Molecule: messenger RNA, 2756 nt
Organism: Miniopterus natalensis
Lineage: Eukaryota; Metazoa; Chordata; Mammalia; Chiroptera; Miniopteridae
Gene: ESRRA
Product: estrogen related receptor alpha
Biological process (GO): regulation of DNA-templated transcription
Cellular component (GO): nucleus
Molecular function (GO): zinc ion binding; nuclear steroid receptor activity; sequence-specific DNA binding
Source: RefSeq, a predicted model, not a curated record
GUGAAAGCUCUGAAUAUGUUUCUACAAGGGUCUAUGCCUGUAGUGUGGGGCAUGGUUGAGAGUGUAAGAGUAUGAGUGUGUGAUUAUGAGUCUUGAGCGUGACUUUGCUCAUGGGGUAUGCACUUCGGGAGGAGUGAAUGAGCAUGAAUGAGAACUGGGCUUGGGACAGGCCAACUGUGAGAGUGAGCAUGUGAGGACACCUGAGAACCCAGGCGAGUUGGAGUGUGUGAGGGUGUGAACACAUGUGUGUGAGCACAUCAACUGCUCCUGGGUUUGUGUGUCUGUUUGCACUCUCCAAUGGAGGAUAUCCAAAUGAGAGGGAAAUCACCGAGGUCCCUGUCUGGAGAAAACUGAGAGAUAUACCAUUUCUAGUUGAGGAUUCCAGAUGGGGUUGAAGGUCACGUGGGGCCAAGGUUACCUUGCUCCCUGGUCUGGGUGAGAGUAAGGGGCUUCUAAGUGGGCUUCUUGCUGCCAGUUACUGGCCCUGGAGGCUCUGGAGACUCUUCCCAGGGCAACAACUGGGGGGCCCCUUUCAUGGGCAGCCCUUCCUUGGACUCUGUACCUCCUCCUUCCCCCUCCCUGAUACUGGAAGCCUGGCCCCAGGCCUGGGGUUGGGCAACCAGGGUGGCAGGGUGUCUCUCCAUCCCCCAUCCCAGCACCUCCCUGUGUCCUGACGGGUUUCUCCCCACAGGUGACCAGCGCCAUGUCCAGCCAGGUGGUGGGCAUUGAGCCUCUCUACAUCAAGGCAGAGCCAGCCAGCCCAGACAGCCCAAAGGGUUCCUCCGAGACUGAGACUGAGCCCCCUGUAGCCCUGGCCCCUGGCCCAGCUCCUACUCGCCACCUCCCAGGCCACAAGGAAGAGGAGGAUGGGGAGGGGGCUGGGCCUGGUGAGCAGGGUGGUGGGAAGCUGGUGCUCAGCUCCCUGCCUAAACGCCUCUGCCUGGUCUGUGGGGACGUGGCCUCCGGCUACCACUAUGGUGUGGCAUCCUGUGAGGCCUGCAAAGCCUUCUUCAAGAGGACCAUCCAGGGGAGCAUCGAGUACAGCUGUCCGGCUUCCAAUGAGUGUGAGAUCACCAAGCGGAGACGCAAGGCCUGCCAGGCCUGUCGCUUCACCAAGUGCCUGCGGGUGGGCAUGCUCAAAGAAGGGGUACGUCUGGACCGUGUCCGGGGUGGGCGACAGAAGUACAAGCGGCGACCAGAGGUGGAUCCACUGCCCUUCCCAGGCCCCUUCCCUGCUGGACCCCUGGCAGUAGCUGGCGGCCCUCGGAAGACAGCCCCAGUGAAUGCACUGGUGUCCCACCUGCUGGUGGUAGAGCCUGAGAAGCUGUAUGCCAUGCCCGACCCAGCGGGCCCUGAUGGACACCUCCCAGCCGUAGCUACCCUCUGUGACCUCUUUGACCGAGAGAUUGUGGUCACCAUCAGCUGGGCCAAGAGCAUCCCAGGCUUCUCAUCACUGUCACUGUCAGACCAGAUGUCAGUACUGCAGAGCGUGUGGAUGGAGGUACUGGUGUUGGGUGUGGCCCAGCGCUCACUGCCACUGCAGGAUGAGCUGGCCUUCGCUGAGGACCUGGUCCUGGAUGAAGAGGGGGCACGAGCAGCUGGUCUGGGGGAACUUGGGGCUGCCCUGCUGCAGCUGGUACGGCGAUUGCAGGCCCUGCGGCUGGAACGGGAGGAGUAUGUCCUGCUGAAGGCCCUGGCCCUUGCCAACUCAGACUCUGUGCACAUUGAAGAUGCUGAGGCUGUGGAGCAGCUGCGAGAAGCUCUCCAUGAGGCCCUGCUAGAGUAUGAAGCAGGCCGGGCAGGCCCCGGAGGGGGUGCUGAGAGGCGGCGGGCAGGCAGGCUGCUGCUCACACUACCACUCCUUCGCCAGACAGCGGGCAAAGUGCUGGCCCAUUUCUAUGGGGUGAAGCUGGAGGGCAAGGUGCCCAUGCACAAGUUGUUCUUGGAGAUGCUCGAGGCCAUGAUGGACUGAGGCAAGGGGUGGGCAUGGGUGGGGGUGCUGGCAGGACCCGCCCAGCAUGGGGUCAGCCCCAAGGGGGCAGAGCUGGGGUCUGGGCAGUGCCACAGCCUGCUGGAAGGGCCAAGGCAAUACCAUCAGCCCCUGGGAGCAGGCCCUACACCCUCCUCUCCCCCUUCCUUGGGGGUGUUAGAAGCUGGGAACGUAUGUGCCCAGGCUCUGGGCACAGUGCUGCCCCUUGCAAGCCAUAACGUGCCCCCAGAGUGUAGGGGAUGCUGCAGAAGCCAUAGGGGGCUGCAGGGGAUGUGUGGGGGAGGGGGGGCAGAAGCCUGAUCUCAGGGAGGGGAGGGAGUGGAGGCCACAGUCUCCCAGUGGGUGAUGCUUUUGCUGCUGCUUAAUCCAACCCCCUCUCCAGAGCAGAGGGAAAUUUGGAGAGCAAAGGCCCCUGCCCCCUUGGCUCCUCUCAUCAUUUGCAUUGGGCAUUCUGCCCCCCCCCCCCUUGAAGCAAUAACUCCAAGCAGGCUCCAGCCCCUGGACCCCUGGGGUGGCCAAGGUCCCCCAUCAGCUCCCACCUAGCCUCCUCAGGGGGUAGGGAGAGCACUGCCUCUAUGCCCUGCAGAGCAAUAACACUAUAUUUAUUUUUGGGUUUGGCCAGGGAGGCACAGGGACAUGGGGCAAGCCAGGGCCCAGAGCCCUUGGCUGUACAGAGACUCUAUUUUAAUGUAUAUUUGUUGCAAAGAAAAACCGCUUUUGGUUUUGAACCUUUAAUGAGAAAAAAAAUAUAUCGAGCUCAAGAACA